Molecule: messenger RNA, 4147 nt
Organism: Strongylocentrotus purpuratus (purple sea urchin)
Lineage: Eukaryota; Metazoa; Echinodermata; Echinoidea; Camarodonta; Strongylocentrotidae
Product: receptor-type tyrosine-protein phosphatase eta-like
Exons: 9
Coding region: 132-2243 (703 amino acids)
Molecular function (GO): protein binding
Source: RefSeq, a predicted model, not a curated record
UCCACGCAAAUCUAAAAGUCCCUAUACAAGUUUGAUACCGAAAAGGCAAUAUCACUGCACAUCUGCUUUAUACAGCGUGUUCUUCAUACUCUACUGCAGUCAUAUUAUACAGGCGAUUCUUCUAGGACAUCAUGUUUUGUUCGACUAUCAGCCGUCUCUUCCUUUGCCCUUUGGCAACAGUGUUGAUACUCUAUGCUGCUAUAUCGCAUGGAUCAGGAAUAGAAUCUAUCACUGUUCAGAAUAGUCCGUCCUACAUCAACAUUUCUUGGGCGACAGCAGCAGGGUCAUCAUGGGACUACUACACUGUGGAUGUUAUCAAAUCAUCCCAAAGAAGCGUGGGUGGAUAUCCAACCAACACCAUCGACACGACACAUCUGAUAACCGGACUCAAACCUGAAGAACAAUGCACAAUAGUUGUCACACCAUGGACUACUGAGGGCGCUGGACGUUCAUUGAAUAUAACCGUUACUACAGAGGCAAUUGCUGAAGGAGAGAUAUUGGUGUCUGAUGUUACGUCAUCAUCGGCUUUUAUCCAAUGGAAACCUGUCGCUGGACUCUUCUUCUAUGGCAUGGAGGCUGAACCAAGUGAUGCCAUUGAGGAUACAGGGGGUAUCUUUGAAGCUGAGGUCGGACUGACCAUUCUACUUCCAGGAACAGUGUUUACCGUGACUUUAAGAGGUGGUAGUCCAGUCAUGGACCUGGCAUCAACGCAAAUAAGAAGCGCACCCGAGAGUCCAGUUAACGUUUCUCUUAAAGAAAUUGGUACGACUGAAGCGACCCUCUCCUGGACCCCUCCGACCAGCCCACAUGACGCAUACGAGUUCUACGUCAUUAAUAAUUCAACCAAUGAGAGAUCACCCACUACAACUAAACAGCGUGGUGACGUCAGUGAUAACGAGGUGACGUUGACUGGUCUCUCUCCUGCUACCAUCUAUUCAUUUGGAGUUGGAUCUGUAUUGAACGCCAUGGAUUCCUUCGGAUUGCAGAGGAGUGGUCAAGAUGAUAACCCGACAGUGUACGGUCGAACUGAAUCUAUCACUGUUCAGAAUAGUCCGUCCUACAUCAACAUUUCUUGGGCGACAGCAGAAGGGUCAUCAUGGGACUACUACACCGUGGAUGUUCUCAAAUCAUCCCAACAAAGCGUGAAUGGAUAUCCAACCAACACCACCGACACGACACAUCUGAUAACCGGACUCAAACCUGAAGAAAAAUACAAAAUAGUUGUCACACCAUGGACUACUGAGGGCGCUGGAAAUUCAUUGAUUAAAACCGUUACUACAGAGGCCAUUGCUGAAGGAGAGAUAUUGGUGUCUGAUGUUACGUCAUCAUCGGCUUUUAUCCAAUGGAAACCUGUCGCUGGACUUUCCUUCUAUGACAUGGAGGCUGAACCAAGUGAUGCCAUUGAGGGUACAGGGGGUAUCUUUGAAGCUGAGGUCGGACUGACCAUUCUACUUCCAGGAACAGUGUUUACCGUGACUUUAAGAGGUGGUAGACCAGUCAUGGACCUGGCAUCAACGCAAAUAAGAAGCGCACCCGAGAGUCCAGUUAGCGUUUCUCUUAAACAAACUGGUACGACUGAAGCGACCCUCUCAUGGACCCCUCCAACCAGCCCACAUGACGCAUACGAGUUCUACGUCAUCAAUAAUUCAACCAAUGAGAGAUUACUAAUUCCAAAUAAACAGCGUGAUGACGUCAGUGAAAACGAGGUGACGUUGACUGGUCUCUCUCCUGCUACCAUCUAUUCAUUUGGAGUUGGAUCUGUAUUGAACGCCACGGAUUCCUUCGAAUUGCAGAGGAGUGGUCAAGAUGAUAACCCGACAGUGUACGGUCGAACUGGACCAGAGGCUCUGCAGAGGAUCGAGUUAAUCGCUGUCAGCGACGAUUCUGUCACGGUAAUGCUGACACCCCCAAGAAGCCGCCAUAAUGGAUACGAGCGCUUCCUCUUCAAUCCACCCACCACUGAUUCACCACGUAUCACGACCAUACAGAGAGAAGACGACAUGACUUACAUCUGGACGGAGUCUGGGUUAUCACCUUUUAACGUCUUCACUUUAGAGGUUGGAACGUUUCUCAACGCGGAGGGCCCCUUUCCGAUGCAGAAGAGUGAAGAUAAUCUAUCGUGGACGUUCCAAAAGGAGCCCCAAACGGGUAACUUCUAUGACGGUACAGGGAAUGCCGUCUCACCUACUCUGCAUUACACUCUGCUUAUCAUCCCUGCACUCCUGGCUGUCUUUCUGGUGUGAAGUCAAUGUGACUGUUAUCUGUUUACCCCACGCUUUCGCUGAAAAAUUUAAUGGAGAUGGUGUAGAUAAUUAGAAAUGAUUUUAUGUCACAUCCGAUUUUGUUGUUGUUGUUGACAGUGUCGGUGUUUAUGUCCAGACACCUUUCUCAGACGAUUACUUGCAGACUGUAAUGAGGUACCAGGGGGCAUGCAUAGGCCUACCCAUUGGCUAUCGCCAAAACGUAAUUUUUGGCGAUCGAAGAACUGGCAGCAAACUUUAGUCUGCUACACACAAGUUUAGACUUAGAUAGCGAAAAUAUCACAUAGUAGGUCAAUAAUUUUGGAUGUGUCAUAGUACGUUUUUGUAAUUCAAAAUUAAAUCUAAUUGUAAUGCUAAACAAACAGCUUGACCAAGAUGCCCUGUAUUAACAUUGAUUAACAAUCACAGAAGACUAGUUGAUAUUAGGAUAUGUUACUUGUUUCAAUAUUAACAAGCACGAUUAUUAACAAAGGAAAUAUGAGUAUAGAAAAUUGUGUAUAAAUUACAUUUAAAAAAAAAAAAAAGUAGAUAAGGGAAAAGACAAGGUCAUAUUUUAUUAUUAACAAUACAGGACUAAUACUUCAUAUCAUUCAUGAUGGAAUACGUGAAAAUAUAUUAACGGACACGUUUAGCAUGACGUCUGUUUCGAGUCACAAGGGCGUUAAUUCUUGAAUUUCUUUAAAGUCUUUGACCAUUUGUUUUUAAUCAAAAUAUCAUAGUGUUAUUGCGUAUGAUGGACUUAUGUGGAAUCGCUACUUGUCAUUUCCAAUUUAUUAGGGAAUUUAAGCAAACGUUAUGUAACAUUAGUUGUCAUCAUGAAGUCUAAUCAUCAGUGAUUAUGCGACUCUAGUGUUCUUGUUAGGAAUUAUUGUGGUCUUGUGGACAAGUUACCGGACUAUAGAUCAUUAAGGUCCAAAAUCCGAAUCCUAGCCACGGCGCUAAUGUUAUUUGUAGAUUUACAUUAUGUACGUUAUCUAAAGGCUUAAAUGGCCGAGUUGCUCAUUGGCGAGAUUUCAAAAUAAUUUUUAUAAUUUACCCAUUUGUACUAUUCAUGUUUUGAUUCUUGUUAAUUCUAUGCCAGGUCUACCUCAAACUUUCAUGCAGUAUAUUCUCUUGAAGUUCAUGGUUCCACUACAGUGCACCAUAGUUUUUAUUCAUAUAUAGUCUAACUUGUCAUAAAUGAUAUCAUACCGGAAGUGAAUUGGUAUGAAAGGUCAUAUGAGUUUAAACAGGACGGUGUAUAAGGAUUGUAUGCUAAUAUUUUUCGUGAUACAAAUUGAAAUGCACAGAAAAUAUUAGCAUACAAUCCUUACACACCGUCCUGCUUAACUCAUACCCAUAUGUUUGCCUGUCAACUAUAUAUGUUAUUUUGUGGUAGUUUGGCACAACACAAAUUAAGAGGAUUUGGGGGAAGGGCGGUUUAGGGUAAGGCUGGGCCAAAUAACAUUAAUUUCUAGUUUCUCGUCUCUCCAGCCUUCCCUCGUUAGGUCCGCACCAGUCUGUUAUUACUAUUUUUCUUAUUAUUUGAUAAGGAAUUUGAAAUAAAAUGAAUAAGAAUGUGAUAUCUAGACAACGAGAUUCUGAAGAAGAUAAGAUUUUCCCUUUUUUGUUCCUGCGUACAUUAGUGCAACAAACAAACGAGAAUGAAGGAACAAAAAUGUGUGCGAAAUCGACCCCAUGGCAUUUGUAUAUUAAGGAAAAAUGAAUCCCUUCUCCUUGUUUAAAUAAAAUCGGAUUGUUUUAGGAAUAUUUUUUUACUUGACCCGUGGGAAUUAUUGGCUUUUGUGAUGAAGGAAAAUGUAAAUUUACUCAGAAUUCACUCAGAGGGAAAGACAUAUUAAUGGCAGUUAGUCCCUUUUGCACACUUGUUUAACUUGUUUAAAAUA